AUGAAGCCGAUACAGGGCGCGGAGAAACCACCCGGUGUGGAACCCGUCGCAGGUACCGACGAACCCCACCGGGUUAGUGUGAUCAUGUUCGACGCGAUGGACGUGAUACUGCUGGACAACCAGGGCCGGGUUGCGGUCGGUUCCCGCACCGGUAGCCAACGCUCCAGUCUGGCCAGUACCGGUACGGUACAGGCCGUAGCCCUGUCGCGUCCUGCAAGCCCCAUCGGCACCGGACUCGCCUUCCGGAACGAGCUCGUAGGGCCGGAGCUGCUGGUAGAUGCCCGCGGGGCCACCGAGUUCUAUCGAGUCGACGACGAUAGCUAUAGACCGUUCACGAUUUACGGUGGAAUCGCCGCUGAUGGAAAGGGAAAGAACGCCAUCCUACCCGCCUCGACGGAAGGAUCUCUGAGCUCGAUCAUAACGACGUCGAUUGCGUCCUCGGACCCGGACCGUGGCGAUCACCGUAACGGUGGUGGUGCCGGUGGUACCGGCUGCACCGGAAGUCUGGCAGGUGACACAGGCGAUGGCGGUCCGCUGGACGAGAAGGCCGUCGUACUUGGCCGAGGUGGCGGACCUGACGGACCUGGAUCUGGUGAUCACCACGGCGAUGGACGUACGGAGACCGUCGGUGAGGGAGGUGUUCAGCAGGAGAAGUGGUGGCACAUGAUGCUGCAGAUCACCCUACCGUUCUUCCUUGCCGGGUUUGGCACGAUCGGGGCCGGUAUCAUACUCGGCCGCGUUGAGGAAAACAAACCGCUGGAUAUAAAUUGUGGAGUGUUCAUAAUCCAUUACUCGAAAUGGACCGCAUUUAUGCACAUCACAGAGCUGUUCAUCCUGGUGCCGUCUCUGCUCGGGUUGAAGGGCAACCUGGACAUGUGUCUGGCAUCACGGCUCUCGACGCAGGCUAACCUCGGCAACAUGUCCGGUAGACGCGAGAUCUUCCACAUGAUCCUUGGCAACAUCGCGCUCGUACAGGUGCAGGCAACCGUCGCCUCGUUCAUCGUGUCGAUGUUCGCCGUCGGCAUCGGUUUCAUCCUCAAUGGGACGAUCAUCUUCGAUCAUGUGAUGUUGCUGACUGCGUCAGCCAUGUUUACCGCUACUAGUUCCUGCUUUGUGCUCGACUUCCUCCUGAUAGGCGUGAUUGUGGUCUCGAACCGAAUGAAGUGGAAUCCGGACAACCUGGCCACACCGCUGGCCGCAUCAGUUGGUGAUUUGGUCUCGAUCUCGUUGCUGGCCAACAUUUCGAAAGUGUUGUACGAAAACCUCGAAACACACCUCUGGGUGACGUUCGUCAUGGUAGCUGGGUACGUGAUUUUGAUGCCUUUCUGGUUGCUUAUCGUCCUGCGGAACAAGUACACACGAUCCGUCCUAUCGUCGGGUUGGGUACCCGUCUUGUCCGCGCUAUUCAUCAGUGGCAUGGGCGGCUUGGUACUGGACAAAGCGGUUGGUGACUUUGUUGGAUUCGUUGUGUUUCAACCCAUCAUCAACGGUAUCGGUGGAAACCUCGUAUCAGUGCAGGCCAGCAAGAUCUCUACAAUGCUCCACCAAAGCUCGAUAAUCGGUAUUAUACCACCACACGCCAAGAUUGCAGAGCUACCCUGGAAAGCGCUCUUCAAAGGAGUCCCGUAUGCAAGAACUGCUCGUAUCCUUAUUGCGAUGUCAAUUCCUGGCCAAGUGCUGUUCAUCUUCGUGGCGGAUUACAUUCACAUGUCGCGAUCUACCAUCGGGUACCCGUUCAUACUGUCCUACUUGUUAGUCAGUACCGUACAGAUCAUGCUCCUGCUGUACAUCGCGCACGUCAUCAUCCACGCCAUGUGGAAGUGGAAGUUCGAUCCCGACAACUCGGCCAUCCCGUACCUGACGGCGCUUGGUGAUCUGUUCGGUUCGAGUUUCCUGUUGCUGGCGUUUAUGUUCCUGCGUUCGAUUGGCCAUCCGUACGGGGUUACCGACAGCGAAGCGGUCGACGGAGUGGAACUGUUUCCAACAACACCUCAGCUGUCUGUCAUCGACGAAGGUACACUCGCGAACCUGAUGCGCAACAUCAGCGGGCUGUAG
Molecule: messenger RNA, 2055 nt
Organism: Anopheles nili
Lineage: Eukaryota; Metazoa; Arthropoda; Insecta; Diptera; Culicidae
Product: solute carrier family 41 member 1
Exons: 9
Coding region: 1-2055 (684 amino acids)
Biological process (GO): monoatomic cation transport
Cellular component (GO): plasma membrane
Molecular function (GO): monoatomic cation transmembrane transporter activity
Source: RefSeq, a predicted model, not a curated record